GAAUAUCACCAAUUUUGGCAGAAUGUUAAUAUUUUCCCAUCGAUAAAGAUGGUGUUUUGCAAAGCUGUUGAAAAUGUGAGGUCGUGUUUAUCCACACGCCCCCCGCUGGUUGUGUUUGUGUUCUGUAUUGGAAUGAUAACAGUUGCGUUUAUAUCAUUUGCAUAUUACAUUAGAUUCAAUGAAAUUCGAGACCCUAACGUUUAUUUGGAUUGGAACACCUACUUGGACAAUUUAUCAAAAAUUAAUUUUUGUUCGAAAUGGGGCGAAAAUUCUUCCCGAGCUGAAGUUGAAAGUUAUAAUAUUUCUAUCCCGAUGAUGACUGUAGUGUCGAUGACGCAGCAAUUCCCCGCUAUUACUCAUAUGUUUUCAGUAAUGAAUGGAACAAGCCUUGGUUUAGGAGAUGGAUUCAGUUUGAAAAAUAUUUCUGUUUCAUUUCAACCAACUGUUGACCUGCAUAAACUAUGUAGGGGGGAAUACCCUUGUACGAAAGUUGUCCCAGCAUGUGUGACCAUUGCAGGCCCCGUGGGGAGUUUCCCUAAUCAAAGGCACCCACUUACAUGUAACAACACCCAUAGUGGGGAGGGAGGGCGACUCAUUAGUUUCUUGAAUCAACCACAAAACUGUUCAUUCUUGUUAAACACAUUGCAUAAGGAAGAUGAAAAGUUGUAUUUUAUGGUUUCAAUGGAUCAGAAAACUGUUGUCCACAACCACUUAAUGUUAAGUUCAUAUUUCUUUAUCAUCGUCAUAUUUACCAUGGUUUUGUAUGGCGCGUUGAAAGGAGGGGUGAAGAGAUAACGUGAUGAUGGUGCCUUCAUUUUACCACUUUAUAACUUGGUUAUUUAUUUAACGAAUAUUUUAUCAACGAUUGUUGCAACAAUAGCAAUAUUUAUUUUUUUCAUUUUUAAAUCAACCACAAUAAACAUAACAUUAAUAUUA
Molecule: messenger RNA, 936 nt
Organism: Ciona intestinalis (vase tunicate)
Lineage: Eukaryota; Metazoa; Chordata; Ascidiacea; Phlebobranchia; Cionidae
Source: RefSeq, a predicted model, not a curated record